Messenger RNA from Rhodotorula graminis WP1, 1359 nucleotides. RefSeq lists its product as uncharacterized. NCBI's taxonomy places the organism in Eukaryota, Fungi, Basidiomycota, Microbotryomycetes, Sporidiobolales, Sporidiobolaceae. Gene Ontology annotation, biological process: pyruvate decarboxylation to acetyl-CoA. Gene Ontology annotation, molecular function: pyruvate dehydrogenase (acetyl-transferring) activity. Gene Ontology annotation, cellular component: intracellular membrane-bounded organelle. The transcript has 8 exons. The coding region runs from base 1 to 1359 and encodes 452 amino acids. The record is from RefSeq and is a predicted model, not a curated record.
AUGCUCCGCUCCCGCAUCCCCUCGGCCGCCCGCGUCGCCCUCGAGGCUCGCCGCGUUGCCCCUACCCCUCGCCUCGUCGCCAACGCCGCCCGCGUCCAGGCGCGCAGCGUCAACACGAGCGCCGUCGGGACCAACCUCGUCAAGGACAACGGCGACACGCUCACGCUCCGCCACCCGGAGGAGUACUUCCAGGCGUACAAGACCGACAUCCCCUCGCUCGAGCACGAUGUGUCCAAGGAGCAGCUCGUCCAGAUCUACAACGACAUGGUCUCGAUGCGCCGCAUGGAGAUGGCUUGCGACCAGCUGUACAAGGCCAAAAUGAUCCGCGGUUUCUGCCACCUCGCCAUCGGCCAGGAGGCCGUCUCGGUCGGCAUGCACCACGCCAUCAAGACGGACGACAAGAUCAUCACGGCGUACCGCUGCCACCCGUUCGCGGUCCUCCGUGGCGGCACGAUCAAGGGCGUCAUCGCUGAGCUCCUCGGUCGCCAGGAGGGCAUGUCGCACGGCAAGGGUGGCUCGAUGCACAUCUUUACCCCGACCUUCUUCGGCGGCAACGGUAUCGUCGGCGCGCAGGUCCCGCUCGGCGCCGGCAUCGCGUUCGCGCAGCAGUACCUCGGCCAGGACAACGAGCACGCCACCUUUGCCAUGUACGGCGACGGCGCGUCCAACCAGGGCCAGGUCUUUGAGGCGUACAACAUGGCCAAGCUCUGGAACCUCCCCUGCGUCUUUGUCUGCGAGAACAACCUGUACGGCAUGGGCACGUCGGCCGCCCGCUCGUCGUCCAACACCAAGUACUUCCAGCGCGGCGACACCAUCCCGGGCAUCCAGGUCAACGGCAUGGACGUCCUCGCCGUCAUGCGCGCCGUCAAGUUUGCCAAGGAGUGGACGACGUCGGGCAAGGGCCCGCUCCUGCUCGAGAUGGUCACCUACCGGUACGGCGGCCACUCGAUGUCGGACCCGGGCACGACGUACCGCACGCGCGAGGAGAUCCAGCACAUGCGCUCGAGCAACGACCCGAUCACUGGCCUCAAGAACCUCCUCCUCGAGUGGGGCGUCGUCGAGGAGGCCGAGCUCAAGAAGAUUGACAAGGAGGCUCGCGCGAUUGUCGAGAAGGCUGUCGCCGACGCCAAGUCCUCCCCAGAGCCUUCUCUCGAGAAGACCCUGUGGGAGGACAUCUACUACAAGGGCACCAACCCGAUGUGGCUCCGUGGGCGCGAGCGCGAGGAGGCAAGUCGGACUCUUUUGUCGCGCAAAAUCCACCACUUUGCCAAGGACGACUCGGACCUGUACGAGGACGGCUGCCCGCAGUUUGGCUCCAAGGGCUCGAACAAGAUGGACUCGCUCACCUCGACCGUCUGA